AUGGAGAACCAAGAGUUUUCAGGUUCAUCCGAGCUGUCGGAUGGGCAUGAUACGACAGAAACAUCCGCUCGCUCUGAAGCCCUCCUGACUCCCUUAGUAACCAGGAUCUUCAACGUGCGCGACAAACCGUUGGAGCCCAAGAAGCCCGAGGAAGUAGACGACCAAGGCCAGCGAAAGAUCCCCGAGCCCUACGACCACUAUGAGCCUUGCAGACCCUCUGAACCCCACACGCCUUAUGUGCUCUACGAACCCUAUCAGUCCUACGAAAUCACUGAGCUCCACGCUUCCCACGCAGCCCGCAAGUUCCUCGCUCCCUGUGAGCACCAUGGGUACCAUGCUCCCCGUAAGCCCCACAAGCCCCACGAAGCCGAGCUGUUUCCCAGCGCUAAGGUGAUGACCUCCCCAUCUCUGGUGACCAGAAUCCCGCCUCGGAUUCCAUUGUCUACCCUGAACGAUCCUGGUCCUUGUGUGUUUUUAAGGAAAUGGAAGAGAAUCCAAGAUCUUUCUAGGCCUAAAAAACAAUGGGGAACACCAGAUAGAAAACUGUUUUGGGGAAAUCAAGAUCCUAUUUGCCCUAUUUCCAGGAGUGCUUUGAAUGCUCAGCUGACCAAAAGACUUGAGAACCUUGCCCAGCCCAAGGAAGUCUCCCACCGAUAUGUACCUAACAGGGCUCAAUAUUACUACAGCUGUGGCAGAGGUUCUGUAAUCUGGGAGAUCCCUUCUUCUGCACUGUUUAGAAAAAUUUCCAAAAGGAUCCAGAAGCUGGCACAGCCCAACAGAGUCAAGAAAGAGCAUGUAAUAAAUAGGUCAUUCAGUGAUUACUUAAAAAAAGAUUCUCUUAAAAUCUCUGAUCCUUCUCCUCGGAUACUACGACUCUCAAUAGCCAAAGGCACAGAUCCAAACUACCUUCCUCCAAAAAACAUUGAAAACAGGGUUUCAAUUUCUGCUCAGACUGCUGUCAUAGCUCCAAGAAUUAUAGACCUUGCCCAUCCAAGGCUCAAGAUAGAGGGUCUAUGCUAUCCAAGAGAAACAUGUGAAAAACCUAUCCAUCCUAUAUCCCAAGCUGCCUUGUUUGCCAAGCCUAACCCUCGAAUAGUAGCUCUAGCUAAGGCCAAGCCUCUUCAUCAAGAUUAUUUACCUGCUUAUGAUUCCUACCGGCCAGUAUCUUAUGCUGCUAUCCAUUCUGAAGCAUCUCCCAGAAUUCAAGAACUGGCUAAUCCAAGUACAAGGGCUCCUGUACAUAUUGUAUACUAUGAUCCAGAGGUCUUCAACGUCAAGCCAGCUGCUUUGAAAGCACAAUGUUCUCAGAGGAUCCAGAAGUUGGCAGAACCUCUUAGGCGUUAA
Molecule: messenger RNA, 1344 nt
Organism: Pteropus alecto (black flying fox)
Lineage: Eukaryota; Metazoa; Chordata; Mammalia; Chiroptera; Pteropodidae
Gene: SPMAP2L
Product: theg spermatid protein like
Exons: 9
Coding region: 1-1344 (447 amino acids)
Source: RefSeq, a predicted model, not a curated record